Molecule: messenger RNA, 423 nt
Organism: Fomitopsis serialis
Lineage: Eukaryota; Fungi; Basidiomycota; Agaricomycetes; Polyporales; Fomitopsidaceae
Exons: 3
Coding region: 1-423 (140 amino acids)
Source: RefSeq, a predicted model, not a curated record
AUGACGCAGUCUAGUGGUGGUGGUGGCCCGAGCUCGCAUAUCGGCAUCAACCUCGGCACCGCAUCGAGCGGUGGUUCCUCGCAAGGUUCCUCGCAAUCGCGCCCGGUUGCCCAAUGCCAUCCUGCGGCUUCGCAGCCCCCUGCUCCUGCGGGGGCGCCUCCGCCUGCUCCCAUGCCUCCUGAACAGCCCGCUGGUGUUAAUGGCAAUCCUACCGGGGGUGCCCCACCGCCCGCCCCACGCCCUGCCAGGGUCGCACCAUCGCCUCAGCAGCAGCCCGCACCUCGCAAACAGCCUGCUGCUGAGCCCGCGGUCGAAGUCGAGCGUGCCGCAGCGGCCGCGCGCAUGGCUAGCCGGAAGGUGGUGAACCUACCGCCGGUCCAAGAUGGCCGGCCACGAAGCCGACUCCCGAAGGGAGGCGGCUGA